AUGGCUUUAAACUAUACCCAGGAUCCUUACAUGAACCCGGAGGUCCCGUUCUCCGGGUCAAUCAUAGGGGGUCUCCAGGAUGGACUUCAGAUCAUCAUCAAUGGAACUGUUCUCAUCUCCAAUGAAACCAGGUUUUCUGUGAACUUUCAACCCAGUCCCAGUGAAAAUGACAUUGCCUUCCACUUCAACCCUCGGUUUGAAGAAGGCGGAUAUGUGGUCUGCAAUACGAGGCAGAAUAGAUCCUGGGGGCCGGAGGAGAGGAAGAUGCUCAUGCCUUUUCAGAAGGGGAUGCCCUUUCAGAUCUGCUUCCUGGUGCAAAGCGCCAAUUUCCAGGUGAUGGUGAACGGGAGCUAUUUUGUGCAGUACGCACACCGCAUGCCCUUCCACUGUGUGAACACCAUCUCCAUUGCUGGUGCUGUACAGCUUUCCUGCAUCAGGUUCCAGAACAGCCGUGUAAACCUCGUCCAGCCUGUCUUCUCCACACAUCAGUUCUCAAAGCCUGCUUGUUCCCCUAACAAGCCCAAGGGGCGCAGACCAAAACCUCCAGGUAUUUGGCCUGCUGACUUGAUACCUAUUAAUCCUGUAAUUCCACCUACUGUGUAUCCAAGCCCAGCCUAUUCUCUGCCUUACUUCACCAACAUCCCGGGUGGGCUGUUCCCAUCCAAGAGCAUCAUAGUGUCAGGCACUGUCCUGCCCAACGCCCAGAGGUUCCAUGUCAACCUGCGCUCUGGAAACAACAUCGCCUUCCAUCUGAACCCCCGCUUCAAUGAGAACACUGUGGUCCGCAACACCCAGAUCAACAACUCUUGGGGAUCUGAGGAACGCAGCCUGCCUGGGAAAAUGCCCUUCAUACGUGACCAGAGCUUCUUGCUGUGGAUCAUGUGUGAUGACCAGUGCUUCAAGGUGGCUGUGAAUGCGCAGCACCAGCUUGAGUACCGUCACCGCCUGAAGAACCUGUUGGCCAUCAACAGCCUAGAAGUGGCAGGAGACAUCAAGUUGACCCACGUGCAACCUAAUCCCUCACCCUGCACCAAUACUUCACCCCUCCGGAAGUCUACACAAGUGACAUUAUCUCCACCCAACAGAAAUAAACACGCUUGUUGUAGCCUAGAAUGA
Messenger RNA from Chrysochloris asiatica (Cape golden mole), 1116 nucleotides. RefSeq names its product lectin, galactoside-binding, soluble, 9 (gene LGALS9). Gene Ontology annotation, biological process: negative regulation of type II interferon production; positive regulation of gene expression; negative regulation of CD4-positive, alpha-beta T cell proliferation. Gene Ontology annotation, cellular component: cytosol; nucleus. The transcript has 11 exons. The record is from RefSeq and is a predicted model, not a curated record. Bases 1 to 1116 code for a protein of 371 amino acids. Lineage: Eukaryota; Metazoa; Chordata; Mammalia; Afrosoricida; Chrysochloridae. Gene Ontology annotation, molecular function: carbohydrate binding; galactoside binding.